GGCCUUGCGAGGUCACGGGGUCAGUAGGCAAUAAAAUAUGGCGCGUUGAGCAGUUGCUGAGGAGGUUUAUUUGUUUUACGCAACUUGUGACGAUUUAUAAAAAUAUUAACUGAUUUUUUUUUUAAACUUUGUCUUACAAUGGAUCCCGGUGAUUAUACAUUUUCUUUAGAAACGUUUAAUUCGUGGAAAUUGGAAGCACUGAAGGAUUUUUUAAGCAAAAGAGGACUGUCCACCGAUGGAACUAAGGCCGAGUUAGCUGCUUUGUGUUUCGCUGCGAAUUCCAUGAAGUUGCCUAUGAAAGUUUCAGACUGUGAAUAUGUUUGUCAGCUUCAGAAAGAAUAUAACGAUUUGUUGCAUGUAGAUGGGUCUGUGUUACCCGAUCCGUUCAAAAUAGGGGCAGGAUGGCAGGAUGAAAUGAGUGGGAUGUCUCAGUGGCCACCGUUAUUCUUAUCUGACAUAGUAAAUUUCUUUAUAGACAAAGGCACUAGCAACACCGUGAAAACGUACAUGAACGAUUACAAGAUUGGCAAGGCUUUUGAAUAUUGUUCAGCUAAUUUUAUUAAAGAAAUAUUUUUCCAUUCUGUUUCUUCCACAUCUCCAGUAUGCUUUGUUAGAGCGAAGUGUACCCCAAGUCAGAGGGUCACGGACGAGAAUCACACGAUGUGGGUGGCUAUUUCAAAGGAAUCUGGAUGUGUUAAGUCUGCAUUUUGUUCCUGUACUGCUGGAAUGGGUCAGACUUGCAAUCACGUAGCAGCCCUUUUGUUUCGAGUGGAAUCGGCAAAUAAACUAGGUCUUACAUCGUGCACAUCAUUACCAUGCCAGUGGAAAGUCCCAGCAGCAACUAAGGUGGUGCCAACAAAGAUAAAAGAUUUGACCAUUCGCAAGUCGCGCCAUGGGCAAGAAAAAACAAGACCGUUAGUUUCCAAUCUGAAAAACCAGUUUAAACCGCUUGAGUCCUUGAACAUUGACAGGAAUACAUUUAUUGAUGAGCUGAGAAAAGCAGUUCCAAAUGCUUGUCUGUUGAAAGGUACAGAUAUACCUGAUGUAUUGCCUCUUGAAAAUUCUCAAGAACUUGGACAACAAGCAUGUGAAGUGGAAGCCUAUCGGUACUGCCUAAACAACAUUGCCUCAGGUCAUCAGACAGUUGAGGACUUUAUUGACCAUCAAUUGCUGACAGAAAAUGAAGUCAACCUCAUUGAGGAAAAGACUGUAGGACAAAGUAGUAACUCUUUAUGGCACGAUCUUAGGAAAGGCAGGAUUACUGCUUCUAAUUUUUAUGCCGUUCAUACUCGCAUGAAUUCACUGAAGAAAAAUCCUGAAGUAGAUAUGAGUUCGAUUGUGUCGGUGAUAAUGGGUGAAUCAACUCCUAAUUCUAACAUCAAAGCAUUGAAGUUUGGAAGAGAAUCUGAGCCACUUGCAAAGACUAUCUACUGUAAUAUGUAUAAAGAUAAUCAUGUCAAUGCAAAAUUUAGGGAAUGUGGAAUCUUUUUACAUCAAGAGUUUUCUUAUUUAGCUGCUAGUCCUGAUAUGUUGGUGUCAUGUGACUGUUGUGGUGAAGGGCUUUUGGAGGUAAAAUCAACAUUGAAACCAAAAUGUGAUUCAUGCCCAUCAUUUUGUUUAUGUAAUUUACCAGAUUAUCUUUUAUCUACUGAUGGUGAAAUGGACAUUAAGAAAAAUCACCGCUAUUUUUGUCAAGUUCAAGGGCAGAUGACCAUUACAAAACGCAGGUGGUGUGAUUUUUUUGUGUAUUCCUGUAAUGGUAAUUUUUUGAAAAGAAUCAAUUUUGAGGAAAAAUACUUUGCAGAUGUUCAAGUUAAUUUGAUUGAUUUCUUUAAAAAAAUCAUUGCACCAAAAGUUUGUGAAAAACUAAAUAUACCUGUUAUUUCAUGCCAAGUAAAACUGUUGAAUGAAUGUGAACCAAAACCAAUGGAGGUUGAAAGUAAUGGAGGUGUUUAUUUCUGUUUGAUUUGUAAAAGCCAGAUUCAAGAACAAGAAAAUGUAAAAUCAUUUUCACAGCGCAGCAUUUGUUGUGAUAUGUGUGAUAAUUGGUAUCACUUUAAAUGUGUAGGCAUGUCAAAGUCAGUUUUGAACACUACUUCUUCUUGGUUUUGUAAAACUUGUGAUUCAUGUAAUGUUUAAACUGCAUACCAAUUUGUCAACAGAUACACUGGAUUUGUAAAUUUCUUAUGAUGUAAUACAAGUUGAAUACUGUUUCUGUAGUGGAAUAUAGAUUUAUGAUUAAACUUUCCAUGAAAAUGAU
Magallana angulata is the source of this 2260-nucleotide messenger RNA. RefSeq lists its product as uncharacterized. Gene Ontology annotation, molecular function: zinc ion binding. The transcript is spliced from 4 exons. NCBI's taxonomy places the organism in Eukaryota, Metazoa, Mollusca, Bivalvia, Ostreida, Ostreidae. The record is from RefSeq and is a predicted model, not a curated record. Bases 139 to 2139 code for a protein of 666 amino acids.